Molecule: messenger RNA, 2779 nt
Organism: Pipistrellus kuhlii (Kuhl's pipistrelle)
Lineage: Eukaryota; Metazoa; Chordata; Mammalia; Chiroptera; Vespertilionidae
Product: zinc finger protein 883
Exons: 3
Coding region: 259-2580 (773 amino acids)
Biological process (GO): regulation of transcription by RNA polymerase II
Molecular function (GO): RNA polymerase II cis-regulatory region sequence-specific DNA binding; DNA-binding transcription factor activity
Source: RefSeq, a predicted model, not a curated record
UGGUGAUCUCCCUGUUCUCUACAGGAGUGAUGUGGUAAAGACCCUGAUCUCUUUCUUGGACUCUAGGACUACAUUACCCAGAAGACCCUGCGCGGAAGACCAACAGCUUAGCCAAUCGAGGGUCAGAAAAGCUGUUUCCAGGCGACGCUAAACUCCAAGGGGCGGGACUUCCGUCAUCCACGCAAGGGACAUUUUGGCUCUACCCAGACGCAGUCUGCACCCUGUUUGGAGGCUCUGGACCACUGGGUCCCGGACGAGAUGCCCCGACAGAGAAGGCGCGGGAGUCGCGGCGCACACAGCGCACGCGCGGGGGUGAAGCCCAGUGUCCGCGCCCGGGAGACCCGCCCCGCGGCCCGGACAGGCCCCGCCCUUCCCGCGGCGGCCGCUGCCCCCGCCGCCACCCCCGGGCUCCGCGCACACAGUCCGAUGGCGGCGCCCGCCCCGAGGCGCGCGGCUGAGGUUGGCGUGACCUUUGAGGACAUUGCCCUGUACUUCUCCAGGGAUGAAUGGAGCCUCCUUGAUGAGGGUCAGAGGCAGCUGUACCUGAAUGUGAUGCUGGAGAACUUUGAACUUGUGUCCUCGCUGGGUUGCUGCUGUGGAGCAGAAAAUGUAGAGGCACCUUUUGAAGAGAACAUUUCUGUAAGAGUAUCACAGGCAAGGAAUCCCAAGUUAGCUUUGUCUUCCCAGAAGAGCCACCCUUGUGAGAGUUGUGGACUAGUUUUGAGAAACAUUUUCCAUGUGACUCAUCAGCAGGAAUUACUACACAGGCAGAUUCUAUUGAGGUGUGGAGCAUGUGCAAAGCAAUUUUAUUUCAGUGCACCAUUUCACCAGCAGCAGCACUUGAGAGAGAAGCCUUUGAUAAGAGGUGUGAACUCGGUCUCACUUGAAGAGGGCUGCAAUUUCAAUGUGUUUCAGAAGCUUUUUAGCUGUGGAGAGGUGGGGCAGGACAUCCUUAGCACAGCAGGACAUCUCCAGCAAAUGGCUACUCAGAUCAGUGAGAAGCCAAAUGGUAUCUCGAUGUGUGGGGUGACGUAUCAAGAGGAAAAUAAUUGUUUUACUAAUAAAGAAUGUGAUAAAUCCAUCGGCUCUAACUACAUAUGUGAUUGGGACAAGGGUGUCCUUUCUGGAAAAGCUUAUUUCAGUUGCCGUGAAUGUGGAAAAUAUUUUUCUCGAUUUUCUACUUUUUGUUAUCAUCAGAGAUUUCAUGCAGAAAAAAAGCUUUAUAAGCACAGUGAAUGUGGGAAAUUCUUUAUUACUAGUACUGGCCUCCUUUACCAUCACACAGAUGAAAGGCCUUAUCAAUGUAUUGAAUGUGGGAAAUCUUUUACCAGCAUCCAUUACCUUUGUCGUCAUCAGAAAAUUCAUAAUGGAAAGAAGCUUUAUAAGUACAGUGAAAGUGGGAAAUCAUUUAUUCAGAACUAUACCCUUCAUUGCCAUCAGAGAGUUCACACUGGAGAAAGGCCUUAUGAGUGCAGUGAUUGUGGGAAAUCUUAUACCCAGAGCAGUGGACUCAGUGCUCAUCAAAGAGUUCACAGUGGAGAAAGGCCUUAUGAGUGCAGUGAAUGUGGAAAAUCAUUCAAUGGGAAAUAUGUCCUUCGUCGUCAUGAGAGAAUUCACAGUGGUGAAGAACCUUUUGUGUGCAAUGAAUGUGGAAAAUCUUUUAUCUGUAGAAAUGGCCUCCGUUACCAUGAGAUGAGAGUUCACACUGGAGAAAGGCUUUUUGAGUGCAAUGAAUGUGGAAAAUCUUUUACCUCUAGAAGUGGCCUCCGUUACCAUCAAAUGAGAGUCCACACUGGAGAAAAGCCUUAUAAGUGCAAUGAAUGUGGGCAGUCUUUUGUCAAUAGUAAUCGCUUACGUAAUCAUCAGAGAUUGCACACUGGAGAAAAGCCUUAUAAGUGCAAUGAAUGUGAGAAAUCUUUUACCAGUAUUGCUUAUCUUAAUUAUCAUCAGAGAUUGCACACCGGAGAAAGGCCUUAUAAGUGUGAUGAAUGUCAGAAAUCUUUUGACACUACCUAUCAACUUCGUUAUCAUCAGAGAGUUCACACUGGAGGAAACCCUUAUGAGUGCCGUGAAUGUGGGACAUCAUUUACUCAGAAAUAUGCCUUCCAUUGUCAUCAGAGAAUUCACACUGGAGAACGUCCUUAUAAGUGCAAUGAAUGUGGGAAAUCAUUUACUCGGAAAAAUGUCCUUCGUUAUCAUGAGAGAAUUCACACUGGUGAAAAGCCUUAUGAGUGCAGUGAAUGUGGAAAAUCUUUUACCUGUGGAAGUAGCCUCCGUUUCCAUCAGAUGGGAGUUCACACUGGAGAAAGGCCUUAUGAGUGCAAUGAAUGUGGGAAAUCUUUUACCAGUAGUGAUAGCUUCCGUCGUCAUCAGAGAAUUCACACUGGAGUAAGACCUUAUAAGUGCAAUGAAUGUGGGAAAUCUUUUAUCAGUGGUAGUAGCUUGCGUCGUCAUCAGAGAGUUCACACUGGAGAAAAGCCUUAUGUAUGUGGUGAGUGUGGGAAGUCUUUUACCACCAAAUAUUGCCUUGGUUCUCAUCAGAAAAUUCACACUAGAGAAAGGUCUAAUGAGUGUAGUUAAUAUGGGAAAUCUUUUAGCCAAACUUCUAACAGAGGAGUUCACAUUGGAGUAAGGUCUUAGAUAUGCAGGAAAUAUAGAUUUUUUUUCGACCAUAACAGUACUAUCAGAAAUUCUAUGAAAUCCUGUUUCUCUGAACUGAAUCUCAUACACGGCAACAUCAAGAGUAGGGAGAUUCACAAUAAAUUUUGUGCUGUGAAAA